GCGAACCCUUGCCACAGGUUCCAAAGUCUAAACUUGCUGUAAUUCCAACUUCAUUUGGUUCUUUGCCGCAUAGCUAUUCAUAUCCCACUGUCGAUACUAAUAUUUAUACAAAACUAUAAUUAUUAUGGAGAAGCUCACCGAUGACCUGGUCAAGUACAAGGACUAUGUUUUUGCGAAGGAUUUGGUCAACGCGGAGCACAUUGACUCCCUGCAGACCUUUGAGAUCCGGGACAGUGACAUCUUUCUGGUCACUUACCCUAAAUCAGGAACAAUCUGGGCACAGCAGAUCAUCACUUCUAUCUGCGAGUCAGAGAUGGGUGAUAUCUAUCCCAACAACAUGGAGAUGAUGCCAUGGCUGGAGUAUAUUGACAAACGCGCUGACUAUUCCUUACGCCCUAACCCGCGGCUAUUCGCCUCCCACCUCACCCCUGUACUCAUGCCCCCAGGCCUUAGGGACAAGAAGGCAAAGAUGAUCUAUGUGAUGCGGAACCCAAAGGACAACGUGACUUCCUACUAUCACUGGUGUGUUAACUGGGCCAUGUUUUUGACCCCAAAGUGCUUCGAGGACUUUCUGGACCAGUGGUUAGCAGGGAAUGUUGGUGCUUCGUCCUGGUUUGACCACAUCAGAGAGUGGCACAGUAAGAGAGACCAGUACAACAUCAUGUUUCUGACCUAUGAGGACAUGAUCAUGGAUCUCAAGACAGCCGUGACGAAGAUCUGCCGUUUCCUGGAGAGGGACCUGACUGAAGCAGACAUCAACAAGAUCGUGGAAAAAGCCACGUUCAAAAACAUGAAAAACGACCGCAAGGCCAACUAUGAGUUCAUAUCAGAAGACAUUCUCAAAAAGGGGCAGUUCCUGCGCAAAGGUAAAAUCGGGGAGUGGAAGAACAUGUUCACAGUGGCCCAGAGUGAGAGGUUUGACCAGGUCUAUAAGGAACGGAUGAAAGACAUGACUCUGAAGUUCAUCUGGGACAUGGCUCAACAAUCAGAGUGAUGAGAGCCUCAGCUCCCUGGCUUCCUCUACCUCCUCACGUUCAGGCGUUCCAACAGAUGAUUCCAGACUUGGAAGGAUGGCAAUGCAAGUCUACAGUGAUAGAAGGGCGGAGCCUGCAGCUCUGCCGCCACAAACCUCCCAGUGGACAAUCUGCUAACGACAUUCAUGUCAAUUAUCUGUUGAAUGUACCAAAACUUGACAAUUCCUAAACCAUAAUUUUUUUGUUGUAUUGAUGAGGAAUUAAAUGAAAUAAUACUGUCA
Messenger RNA from Salvelinus fontinalis (brook trout), 1255 nucleotides. RefSeq names its product sulfotransferase family 3, cytosolic sulfotransferase 1 (gene sult3st1). Gene Ontology annotation, molecular function: sulfotransferase activity. Gene Ontology annotation, biological process: sulfation. The record is from RefSeq and is a predicted model, not a curated record. NCBI's taxonomy places the organism in Eukaryota, Metazoa, Chordata, Actinopteri, Salmoniformes, Salmonidae. The transcript has 6 exons. Gene Ontology annotation, cellular component: cytoplasm. Bases 125 to 994 code for a protein of 289 amino acids.